GGACAUACGAUUUCAAGGCACGCAACACGUUUACAACCCUCAACUUCUCAAUCCACGCGCGCCGCCUUGACGCAGCAGACGAGUCUCCCUGGAAUGGGUCCAAGGACAAUUAGACACCUUGCCCCAUCGCUCCUCCUCCUCCUCCUUCACAUUCUCCUCUUGCAACAAGGAAGCUGGGCAAAAGAGCCAGACUGCAGAAGGUCAGCAGUCAGAGCCAAGGCAAGUGUGUGGUUUUUCAGAAAACGCCGUCCAACUUGCGGACAGUGUUGGCCCUUUGGAACCUCUAGGGAAACUAGGGAGUUUAAGGAGUUCGAGGCCAUUUCUUGUCAGGACGUAUGUGAUGAGCGCAUCGCUGACUUCAUGUACGAAAUUUCAAAGUUUCGUCUCGAUCCAUGCAUGCGUCUUAUGAAUUCCAACAACUUGUCAGAAUGGGAUAUUCUCUUUCGAGACCCGAAUGGAGAGCAAUUUGGAACUGCUCAAAAUGGCGUCAAGCAUUGCAUAUGCGCUGUCACAAUGAUGGUUCAGCGUCUGGUGCUACAGCUCCCUGAUACGGAUCCAUGUCAGCCUCCUCUCGCUCCAGAUCUUUGUGAUGGCUCAAGUGCAGAAGACCGGAUGGUUAAGGCAAAAUUGGAGAUCAUCGCAGAGCCUUGGUAUCCCGAGUUGAGCACGAAAGACUCGUAUCCCGAAGCUCAAGACAUGAUUUGGACUUUCGACAACCUUAACACUGACAGGUCUCAAAUCUAUUGCAACGCAGAAUGGCAAGACUUUCAGUAUCCUGGGGACACACGCGGCCAAGGAGGCUCAGAAGGACAGCGAGACAGCAACAGUAAUUGCACCAUCAAAUUCGGUUAUCGCGAGAAUCCACUUUGGGGUAAGGUGGGGCUGUCUUGUACACCCGGCGUAUGGGGAGGUAUCCAAAAGCGACUUCUGCAACUGUACGAAAAGGAUCCAGACGGGCAAGCUUACAGGAAUGACAUGAUCAAUCUGAGAUAUCAGUUCGCAAAGGAGCUUAGCAUACGUCAUGAAACCAGAGAUUCUUCUCUACGACAGCUUUUGAUGACUGCUGUGGCUCCGCAUGAGUUGUUCACGGAGGGUUACAGGGAAUUUCGUUAGCGAGGCCCAUUGAGAAAGAAGUUUCUGUAGCAAGUCAAGCCUAGAGAGGCAACUUUACUAGCUUGAAUAGAAUGCUCUAAGCUUGAGCUACCUCUAAGAGUACUUGGCAAUUUGAACGUCCUCCUUUGAGCUAGAUCAUCUUGCAAGAAGGUCGUGGUGCUUGACAUAACCAUAAGAGCUACUCAAGCACACAUAUGCAUAGCUUUCAAUUUUCUGCUAGAGAUG
This is a messenger RNA of Protomyces lactucae-debilis, 1338 nucleotides long. RefSeq lists its product as uncharacterized. The transcript is spliced from 2 exons. The coding region runs from base 94 to 1113 and encodes 339 amino acids. NCBI's taxonomy places the organism in Eukaryota, Fungi, Ascomycota, Taphrinomycetes, Taphrinales, Protomycetaceae. The record is from RefSeq and is a predicted model, not a curated record.